Molecule: messenger RNA, 1658 nt
Organism: Anastrepha ludens (Mexican fruit fly)
Lineage: Eukaryota; Metazoa; Arthropoda; Insecta; Diptera; Tephritidae
Exons: 1
Coding region: 166-1251 (361 amino acids)
Source: RefSeq, a predicted model, not a curated record
UCGUAUAACAAAAUCACAUAGGAAAAUUAAUCAUUGAAAAUAAUGUGAAUUUAUUUGAUUGAAAUCAUGUGAACAAAUCCAAACCAUUGCCUAGAUAAGAGAAACCAAACCAAUUGAAAACCAAAUCUAUAGAAAAAUAAUAAAUUCGAAAAGUUAAAAUUCAUAAUGUUUUCCGAAUGCUAUCAGCAUCAAGAGAUUCAGCAACAGCAGAAGCAGCUCCAGCUGCAGCUGCAAAAUUACAGUUACCCAGCAUACAAUACAGAUGAGCGAAGAAGAAGCAGAGAUAGAGGUAAUCAAGGAGUAAACAGCGCAGCUGCCGACAAAUUUUAUCAACAGCGAAAUGAUGGAGUGCGCGAGGCAGCUUUACUCCCCGCAUCAACAACCACAACGGCAACAGCUGGGGCAUUAACUGCCGCAGCAUCAAACGCUGCGCUAUCAGCGAUGCCCACAGCGGCUGCAACAAUCUCUGGCCCGCCCACAAGGAGACCGCCGCCUGUAACCGAAAAAAUUACUAAUUUGCACAAUUUGGCGCAGAAUUUACUGAACAGCGUGCGAGAGCAACAACAACGCCAAGGGCAGCGACGCCAUAUCCGCCUACAAGGAAACACGCCAUACCAACGGCCUAGCGGCGCAGCAAGGCAAGCGAUACAGGCGGCGAUGCAGGGUGCAAGUGGCAGUGCAAACAAUGCACAUGAAAACCGUGCAAAUAGAAAUUCCAGUGCGUAUCGCAGGCGAGCGAGUGCAAAUGGUGAACCUGGCGGCGGAAGUGUAAUUACAAAUGGCGGCGCUAACACAACUGAUGGACAACAAUUGGACGCGACACAAUUUUGUAGCUGUGCUGAGUGCGAGGCGCGUCAGUUGCGCAGCGGUAUUGUAAAUGCGAGCGCGCCAGCAUCCUCCGCCAAUGCAGUUGCCAGUGAGCGCUACGGCAAUUCAGCUGCUACGACGACAGCGCGGCAACGGCAAUACAAUAGCAAUUACUAUAGAAAUUACAACAAUAAAAAACAUCGACAUCACCACGUCAGCAACAGCAAUAGCGCCUGCAACAACAGCAACCGUAAGGAUGGAGAUAAUAUAAAUUUUCAAUGUUCAAUUUGUUUGGAUUCGUAUUUGUUGCAUCGGCCGAUGGUCACUCAGUGCGGACAUAUAUUUUGUAGGCAUUGUAUAAUGAAGUGUGUCAACUGCCAGGGCAAGUGUCCCAUGUGCAGUCGCAAAUUGAAUUCCAGCAAUGUGUUUCGAGUGUACUUUUGAGCCUUUUUUGUUCGACGAUGGAAUCGAAUUGUGCUCGCCUUAGCCGCCAGCGGCAAUGCGAUUGCAAUGAACUUUUGUAUUUUGAAAUUCUCAUUUAUACAUACAUACACAUUUCUUUGGUACAUAUGUGUGUGUACAUGUAGGUAUGCACUAUGUACGAAUGUUUUAAUGCAUGUACAUAUGUAUGUAUAUAUGUUUGCAUGCAGCUUUUGGCAUGGCAGUUCUGCUUUUAUACAAUUCUUUUGGAAUAUUUUUUGCAUGUUUUUCGUUACUUUUGUGCUAUCUUUAGAUUGUCGACUGUGCGUUUUAAGAUGGAUGCUGUUUUGGCAAUUAUUCGCAAUAUUCUAUAUAUGUAUGUAUGUAACUUUUUAUAUACUUUUGAAAUAUAUUUUUACUUGGAAAACAAA